AUGAUUCUUUCGGCUCUGAGCAGCAGUCUGUACAAGAGCGCAUCGCCUUAUGGCUCUCUUAAUAACAUUGUGGAUGGGUUAAGCUCCCUCACUGAGCAUUUCUCUGACCUAUCCCUUUCUUCAGAAGCCAGAAAACCCAGCAAGAGGCCACCUCCCAACUACCUGUGCCACCUCUGCUUUAACAAGGGGCACUACAUCAAAGACUGCCCACAGGCUCGUCCAAAAGGAGAAGGCCUGACUCCAUACCAGGGCAAGAAACGCUGCUUCGGUGAAUAUAAGUGCCCCAAAUGCAAGAGAAAAUGGAUGAGUGGAAACUCCUGGGCUAACAUGGGACAAGAAUGUAUCAAGUGCCACAUUAAUGUUUAUCCUCACAAACAGAGACCCCUGGAAAAGCCGGACGGCCUGGAUGUUUCGGAUCAGAGCAAAGAGCAUCCCCAGCAUCUGUGUGAGAAGUGCAAAGUUUUGGGCUACUACUGCCGCCGUGUGCAAUAAAACUUUGGAGUGGCCUCUUCCCGUCCCCAUCGUCCUUCAAGAGCCUCGGGCAGCACGCGAUCAACAGCAACACAACAAAUCAAGAUAAAAGCUAAAAUAAUUGCCAAUAUUGCCUACCUAAUAAUAUGCCUUACCAUUAAUAGAAUGUAACAUGUCUCCUGUGCACGUGUGCGACAGGUAUUUACAGGACUAUGGUUUGUACACAUACAUAUAUAUGUAAAUUUUAUAUAUAUAUGUACACACACAUAUAUAAAGUGUUAGUGUGCACAACAGAACCGUGGUUGCAGGUUCUGCUGAUUGUUUACACAGACCCUAUACCAUGGCCAGGUGAAAUGAAGUACUAGUCAAUAGGCAAGGUGUAAUAUUCACAAGGAAUAUAUGUUAUAUGUAUGGCUUUUGCAGAGGUUAAGUAACUGCGGGGCCACUCUUUGCCAGCACUCACCCACAGCGCGAACCUUAUUCCUAUUAUAUGACCAGACAAAGGAAGAUGAAACAAGCCACAGCAUAGAAGAAGGAAAAUCACUGUUCUCCCA
This is a messenger RNA of Opisthocomus hoazin, 1025 nucleotides long. The record is from RefSeq and is a predicted model, not a curated record. Lineage: Eukaryota; Metazoa; Chordata; Aves; Opisthocomiformes; Opisthocomidae.